AGGCGGGAGGCAGAGCGGAACUUUUGACAGAAACUUGUCCAGUUUGCGCUGGUGACUGAUUGACAGCAAACGGCGCGGUUGUUGCUUCUCGAUAGUCGCUUUAAAUCCACGCGAGACGGUGAAAGUUAGCUCAGUUGUGUUUGCAGACCGAUUUGGCUAACCUUCGACCUAAGCUCUGCGUCAGUUUUCCGCAGUAACUUGACACUGCUAAGCUAACUUUUAGUAACCUCAUAUAUAAAUAAAUACAUAUCUAUUUUUAGCUAAACGGAUUCUCUGGGAUGGCUACAAGAAAACCGAAGGAAAGUGAUGCCAAUCUUCCCUUUGCUGCUCUCCAGCUGUUGGCCCCUCCCGUCCGCCUGGUGUCGGCGGCGCUCUGGAAGGUGCUAAAGCAGAGGGAUGUGAUGCAGUACGGGGUUGUGGAGGAGUUUGUGUCUUCGGCCUGCGAGACCGUUCCUGGCCUGCUCACCCAGCGACACCAGGGCAAGCUGGUGCUGGGCCUGAGAGCGCGGUUAAUAUUAGAGUUGUGUCUCAAACAGCCAGACGUUGACGUGAUUGCACCACAUCUGGAGAGGAUCCGCGUUCCUGCUCCUCCUUCGUCUGGAUCAGCCCCGAAGAAGGAUGUGAAAAUUCAGAGAACGGUGGAAAGUUUCCAUUUUUUCGUUCAAACGCUGUUAACAAAUAAAGCAGAGAGAGAACACUUCUUUAAAGAACAGUUUCCCACUGAUUAUGGCCCAAAGUUUGACCAGGAGCUGGAGAAGCUGUUGUGGGAAUUUCUGAUUCGACUAGACCAGUUGCUCCCGGUUCCCAACCUCGCCCAGACGGUGUCAUGGCUGUGUGACGCCCCUCCUGUCCUGGAGGAGUGUGCACAAGCAGCAACUCAGCCACAGCUUCUCAGGAUCUUACUCCAACAUCAGGCUUGUCUGGGUCACGUGGAGCCAGCAGCGUCUCUACCUCCAAACAUGGGCGACUCCAUCCUGGCUUCUCUCUCCCUGCCUCCAUCUGGAAAAGUCCCAUCGGAUCCGUCAUCCGCUGAGCGGACAAACUGCUCAAGGCCGGGUGCGACCACGCCAUCGGUCGCACCCGUAAUCGGACUCAUUUCCAGGGAAAAAGCCUCGCAAGGUGGUGAGAAAUCCAACUUGAAAGACGCAAGAGAUGAUCAACGGGAUCCAAAUGCGAAAUUCACCUUAGUCAAACAGAAACCCGAACUUGUUGGCGUGAGUGGAAGGAAACGCAAGCAACCAGACACAGCAGAAAGUGACUCUGAGGACGAAGUCAUAUCUGGAGAAAAAAGCAUCAACAGGAACCAGAAAACCAGAGAAAAAUCGCAAACUUCACAAAACAACGGCUACAAUAGAGAACUCCUAAAUAGACAUAUAAGUAAGCUGGGCAUCAAAAAGCUGCACCUGCCUGAAGAUCCGUCCAUUUGCUCCGUGUUUGCUUCCUGCCUGAGCAGCAAUCCCAGAGUCGUUAUCAAAAAGCUGUCAGUUUCUUCUGCUGGCGUCGGCUUGUCUGGAGGAGGGAAGUCCUUCUCUGAGGAGCAGCAGCAGCAGCAGCAGAAGUCCUCGACGUGGAAACAAGCAAGUGGCUGUCAAACGCCUGAAAGUCCUGGCCUGGAUGACAAAGAAAAUCAGCCGGUUUUAUCCAGUGGGAGCAGCUCGUCCUCCCAGCAGAGGACUCCUGCAGGAGACGACUACGUAGCGGAUUCUGAAGAUGAGGCGUCGAAGAACUUCAAAGGGAGGCUGUUCAUGAAGCGUUACUACAAGACCAAGCACGGCACAUACGUUCCCACCCUGAGGGAGUUCUGGAAACCCGGGGCGGCCCGACCGGACCUGCUGUCCGUUGGCAGAGAACACAGCAGAUAAGACAUUCAGUGUUUCACAGCCUGGAAACUAAAGCAUUACAUGAUGCGUGUUGUUUGACUUUUAUCCCACCUUCUGCUAAAUAAAUGAAACCGUCUGAAAUGCAGCUGUCACUGCAGUUUAGUCCGUUGCCAGCCAAUAAAAACUGUUUGACA
This is a messenger RNA of Poeciliopsis prolifica (blackstripe livebearer), 2014 nucleotides long. It is a transcript of the gene tinf2, whose product is annotated as TERF1 (TRF1)-interacting nuclear factor 2. NCBI's taxonomy places the organism in Eukaryota, Metazoa, Chordata, Actinopteri, Cyprinodontiformes, Poeciliidae. The transcript has 10 exons. Bases 279 to 1862 code for a protein of 527 amino acids. Gene Ontology annotation, molecular function: telomeric repeat DNA binding. Gene Ontology annotation, biological process: telomere capping; regulation of telomere maintenance via telomere lengthening. Gene Ontology annotation, cellular component: shelterin complex. The record is from RefSeq and is a predicted model, not a curated record.